GCGAAACUCAAGAGACUAUUCUCUUAUCUAUCCGUUCGAGAUAUCAGCUGAUAACGGAAUUUAUUAUUCCGUUUCUAUGAGUUAGUGUAAUAUCAUCAAAUAAUGUGACUAGUUUCUUGGGAAAACAAUAAGAUAUUUUUAUAAAAACAUGCGGUCAAUCGGACGAGUCAUAAAGUGAUACUGCAACCAUUUGUUGAUAAAAGCUUCCGUUUUUUAUAUGUAAGUUCACCCAGUCGUCGUGCAAAUGCAGAACAUUUAGUUUUGGAAGUAUGAGAGUGAUUCUAGUGGUAGUGUUGUGUUUAUCUUCGGGAUUUUGGACAAAUGGCAGUGAGCAAGAUAAUUCCACCGAGCGGUCUUCUACAAAUGGUGACUUAAAGUUAGAUUCAACUACUUUAAAGAGUAUUACUGAUAAGGGAACAACAGUUGGAACAGCUAAUGCAUUACAAAAUGGAAAAACAGAACUUCUUUCACGUCAUCUUUCUGAUCUUAUCUCAGCUUUAAAAAGUUCCACACCUAGGGUUCUCGUAGGUAAUCCUGCAAAAAGUACUACACAACCUAUGUUAGGUGCAAAAUCUACGGCAACUUCAAGAUCAACACAAAUUGAAAGUUCCACAUCUAGCACUAACGCCGAUAAAAGUACAGAAAAUCCGAAGCUAAGUACCCUAGAUCUUCCACCAACAACACACAUUAUGACUUCCACAUCCACGCCUAUCGUAGGUAAUGUAAACAGUGCUACCCAAACUGCAUUAGGUGCAACAUUUACGCCAGGUUCAACAACACCACAAAUUCAAAGUUCCAGAUUAGGGGCUAUGCCAGGUAACGUUGCAGAAAGUACUAACAAAACUAUAUUAGGUGCCUUAUCGAUGCCAGAUUCAAGUACAACACAAAUUCAACGUCCCAAAUUAAGGAUGGAACUGCCCAUUGGUAGUAACGUUGCCACCCAAAGUACUACCCAAACUACAUCAGGUGCAACAUUUACGCCAGGUUCAAGUACAACAAAAGUUCAAAGUUCCUCAGAUGGUGCUAGCGUAGGUGAAACUACAGAAAGUCCGAAGCCAACUACACUAGAUCCUUCAACAAUCGCAGGUGGAGGUGAUUAUGCAGAAAAUACUGCUCCAAUUAUGUCAGCUGCAUUAUCUAUGCCAGAUUCAAAUAAAAGUUCCAAAUUAAUGUCCGAAGAAAGUCCAGAGCCAACUACACUAGAUCCUUCAACAAUCGUAGGUGAUCCUGCAGAAAGUACUGCUCCAAUUAUGUCAGCUGCAUUAUCUAUGCCAGAUUCAAAUCAAAGUUCCAAAUUAAUGUCCGAAGAAAGCCCGAAGCUAACUACAAUAGAUCCUUCAAGAACAAUACAAAUUAAAAAAUCCAAUUACGGGCCUAUAGGUGAUCAUACAGAAAGUACUACUCCAACUAUGCCAGCUGCAUUAUCUAUGCCAGAUUCAGAUUCAAAUAAAAAUUCCGGAUUAAUGCCAAGAAAUGUUGAGGAAAGUACUACCCAAAAUAUAGCUGGUACUGAAAAUACGUCAGAUUCACCAAUAACCAAUGAAAUGAAUACAGAUUUAACCACUACAUACAUGGCAGAAGAAUUGACAACAAAAUAUUCUACCACAAAUAAAAAGGAAGAAACCUCCAGUACAGGCCCUUCCCAGAGUCCUACACCAACACCAGAACCUAUGACCACUACUAUUGCCUGUUCAAAUCCGUAUGCACCUGUUCUAUACUUUGACAAUUAUGAAAUUUUAUGGAAUAUAAAACCAAAACAAGAUUGCGAUAUAGAUUCUGUGAAUUUGACAUGUGUGACAAAAGAUGAUGAGUAUUCUCGGACAUUCGACUCAACUGUUAAUUCUCUUAAUGUAUUGGAUGAAAAGAUAACUCAAGGAAAAGUAUACUCUUGUGAAGCUUUCUUGAAUGCUACCAAUGGCGCUACUUCAGAGAAAUCUAAUACAUUACAGCUGCCCCCAGGAACACAACAUAUAAGUCCUAACCUCAGUAAUUUGACGUUGAAAUGGGACCGACCUUUUGAAAAUGCAAGUCUGACGUAUUCUGUAGAUAUAACGGGCACAACCAAACAUACCAUUCCAGAUGAUUGUGACCAAAAAGACACUCGUUCGGUAACGACGAAUAUGCCCAAUAUUACGCUGAAAGCUGAUUUUAGUUAUAUUAUAACGAUAUACACAUCCUUCUGGAAACUGUAUGUUACAAAUAUAACACAAAUUGAUACCCCAAGUACAGCACCUGGCCCACCCAGAGACGUUAAAGUUAGCAAAAAUACCACGGGCUAUAUUUUAUCCGGGAACAUGCCUUGUGACCCUAACGGAGUGCUUCUUGGUUAUAAUAUUGAACUUUCAGAACUGGCAGACAGCUUUCUGAAAACGAAAACUACUAAAUCGAUUUCAGAGAUUGACAUAUUUGACUUUUUUAAUACUCAGCCAAAGCCAUCUACAACAUAUUCUGUGAGCGUAUCAGCAAUUGGACUCAACAACGUAAAAGGCGAAGCAGCUACUUUUGAAUUCGUUACUGACGCACUACCUAACACACCAAAUCUUACCAUUACUUUCCAAAAUGCAACUUCUUUUGGUGUAGGAUGGGACAUGGACACUUCGAACAUAACUAAAUACGAACUAAAUAUUGAUAUCUUAGGGCCAACAUAUCCUCAAAAUCCUCAUUGUCAACAACCAUCUCCUAUUAGCGUAGAAACUCUUAUGAAAAAUCAGUCUGAAUAUAGUUUUCAUGGAGCGUGGCCCAGCUACCGGUACAAAGUUUCUUUGACCGCCUACAGUGUAAGUGGACAAGGACCUACGGGUUCUAUUAAUGUGACGACCAGUUAUUCAGAGCCAGAUGCUCCCACAGGUUUAACAAUCAUCACUAAGUCACUCGAGAAUAAUCUUAUACCGGUAAACAUAUCUUGGAUGGAUCCUUGCAAGAUAAAUGGAAACAUGAAUGGGUACUGGAUUGAGAUCAAAGAAAGAUAUACAGAAGAACAAGAUCAGCAAGUGUUCUACAACGGUUCCGUCACGGACCAAAUAUUUGACAGUAGCUUUAUUCCGUCACAUGAAUAUUUCAUCAGGGUCGCUAUACAACUCGAUGAUGAAACGAUGGGAAGCUGGGUCGAGAACAAUAUUACCACAGAAGUUGGUUAUCCUGGACCGCCGAUACUUAACCCUUCAAAGAUCACCAAAGGACAACGAGAUUUAUCUAUAAUCUGGGAAAGACCUCUAGAAAAAACCGGUCCCAUUGAAUUAUACGAUCUUGGCGUCAAAUACCUUAAACCGAUGUAUGAGAUUCCACAGGUUUGUUCGAAACCAACACCUAUCAACUUUUCUUUUCUACCCAGAAAGAUGAACCUAGAUGUUACGGACCUCCUGCCAUAUUCAAAGUACGAAAUAAAGAUAAGGGCAAGAACUAUUCCAGGACUUUAUGGAAAUUAUACUACUGUGACUGUCACGACUUUGGAAAGUGAUCCCGAUAAAGCGACCAACAUCAUCACGAACUGUACAAGCGAGUUAACGGAAACAUACACAGCCAGUCUUAACGUAUAUUUCAACACGCCCUGUAACUUAUACGGACCUUUUAAAAACUUUACCAUUAAGUGUCAUGGAAAACGCAAUGGCUAUAAUGAUGUCAAUCUCAUUGGAGGUGUUAAGAAUGCUAUUUACGAUAGUUCCAAUUGGUUUUCGACUAUGGAUCUUGUUCCGCAAUACGAUUACAGUUGUAACAUUACAACUUUUAAUAACUUAUCUCAAAGUAUAUCGGACGAGUUUAUAUUUAAGAGUCCAGCUGGAGAGCCCAACUUUACCAUAAGCUUCAACGGUCUUCCUGUACUAAACGUAGAACCAAACAACGCUCAAAUCCAUCUAAAGAAAAUUUACUUCGAGUCAUGGCAAGCAGACGCCCAGUACAUUGCUUUAAUCCUUACUAAAAACAAAGUUGUUAACUACACCUCAUACAGACGGAUGCAAUCAGACUGGCCUGCUCUGGACGACCAAUCGCGACAAAUAACUCCGGACUUUUGGUAUCCAUUUAAUGAUAAAGACGAAUUCUAUUUUACCGUUGGUAAUGGUUCGGCAUUAAAUCCUGCUUUGGAACCAGACCAGAGCUAUCAUCUAUCUGUAAGAGUUAUUACAGAUACCUUCUACACUGACAGUCCAACAUUAGAUUUUACCACAGCCUCACUUAGUAAAGCAGGACUCAUAGUAGGUAUUAUAAUAUCACUCUUGCUGAUAGCCCUUUUAGGAGUAGCUGGUUUCUUUGUAUGGAAGAGAGGUCUUCACAGGAAAUUCAUUGAAAAGUAUAUACGUCCUUCAUUGGGGGCAAAACCACCCCCUCUUAGUGCUACGGCUAUUCCCGUCAAGAAGUUUGUCCACUACUUCAACGCGAACAAAAAUAAACCCGAAGUAUUCAAACAAGAAUUCAUUGAUAUAACUGAACAAGGAAAAGAAAUACAGUCACUGCAUACAAGUAACUUUGCCGGAUUGUUAGAAAAUAGAAGGAAAAAUCGAUACGUCAAUAUAUUGCCAUUUGAUGCUACAAGAGUAAAACUCCUAAUUGACGAAGAUGAUGAGAUUGGAUCUGAUUAUAUAAACGCCUCAUACGUCAAGGGAUACUCGGGAGAUAUCGAGUACAUUGCCACACAAGGACCGCUUGCGACAACUUGUAGAGACUUUUGGAAGCUUGUUCUUCAAGAAAAUGUUACAAUAAUAGUUAUGGUGGCAAAUUUUGUCGAAAAAAAUAAGGUAAAAUGUCACAAGUACUUCCCCGAAAACCACGAGAACCUUAUAGUAGGCGAUAAUAUGGAAAUAAGGUGUGCUACAGAGCUCCAUUUCGGUACACAUGUUAUAAGAAACUUACAAAUUAGAAAGGACUUGACACAAUACACUGUCACACACAUGCAAUUUCUGGAAUGGCCAGAUUUUCGGGUUCCAACGGGUACCGAGCAUAUGCUUCAAUUCUGCCACAAGUUGAGAGAAAGGGUAAGGCUGGAAGGUGGAAUAAUGAUCGUACAUUGCAGCGCUGGCGUGGGCAGAACUGGUACUCUCAUCGCUGCAGACAUACUCUUGCAGACCGCCGCUGCUAGGAAACCCCUAGAUGUAUAUAAAACAGUAUUAGAUCUAAGAAAACAAAGAUGUAUGAUGGUGCAAACUGAAGAGCAAUACAUAUACGUACAUCGGCUUCUUGCAGACCAUAUAGACAGACCAGCCACACCAGAUGCCACAGAAGCAGAUCCUGUAUAUGAAAAUAUGGACAUGAUCAAAAGGAGGACUAGUACCAGCGAUUAUAGAAGUACAACAGAUGAGGAAGAAAGUGGACUUUAAAUGCUACAAUUUUUUUAUUAAAUCAUUCCAAAAAUGACUGAGAACGGAGUAUUACAUAUAACUAGAUAGAAUAAAUUACUUUUAUAUUUGCUUAUAAUAGAACCUAAAAAAAUUGUUCAUGUGAAGUGGUAUAGUAUACCACAACUACAAAAUAUGAGGUUAAACAUACUUAAAGUGCUAGAAUUAUUUUUCUUCUGAAUGUAUAUUAUGUCUGAAUAUUUUAGUAAAUGUUUUGCAGCCUUGUAGGCUAAAUUGAGGUGUAAAUAACAGUACAAGAUGUAAUUCUCAUAUUUUUCUGUAUCACAUAUAAUUUUAGCACAAAUAUGAUCAUAGUAGACCCAUAUUUCUUGUACUUAAUAUUAGAUAUGAGUUUGAUAAACCUUUAAAAUAAUUGGAAUGUAAAGAAACUUGAAUGUAAAAAACUGUAUACACUGUAAAAUUGUAAAAAAUAAUGUUAUCUAUGUUUUGAUUGAUGUGUACAUACAGAUCUUUUUUUUCUUUUAGAAGAACGAAAUUAUUACAGUAUUAGGCUUCAGAUUAAGCCAAUAAUCGUAUGUAAAAUUUGUAGUAAAAUGUAUAUUUUUAUUAUAGCUUAUGAUGUAUAAAAGAAUUCUUCUCUUUUAUAAAUUUUUUACUAAAACUUUUAAUUUGUCUAUUGGGAGACUAUUAUUAUAAUUUGUCUAUUGUUGUAUUGUUGGUGGACACUUGUCACUGCUUUUGUCAGCUUGGACUAAUGGUAUAUCACCCUCUAGCUUUUCCUCAAAAUGUUUUGUUCAUCUCCUUUGUAUGUCUUGCUGUUCUGUCCAUAUAAUACCUUUCCUAUCCCUACACAUCGAUAAGACUUUCUUGUCCUUAUUGGCUUUCUUAGUUCUUGAAGUUCUUUGUCCAUAUUUUCCCUCUUCUUUCUUCAAUGAAUUUUCUUUUCUUCUUUACGUAGUUGUUUAUUUUUAUCAUCUGCUUGUGUUUUGUCUUUCUGUUGUAAUCUGACAUUCUUUGUCAAAUCAGUCAUUCAUUCUUGCUCUUCUUUGUUUAACGUCCAUACCUAGUAAUUCUUCUGCUGUUUCUUUUAUGACGUUUUUGCACCCUUCCACUCUCGUUUGUUUUCAUCUUUUAGUCUGUUUUAUAGUUUGAUAUUUAUAUUUUCUCUAUAUUCUCUAUUUUUAUUCAUAUCUUUGAGUCCUACAUUGUAUGGCUCAUAUUUCAAAACCUCUUUACUUUUUUGUGUUUGACAUUCUGGCCCUUACCCUACUUUCUACUAGGAAGAAAUCAGAACCUGAAUUUGCUCCUCUCCUGGUUUGUGUGGACGUUUAUAAUAUUCAAUUGGAGUCUUGGGUCUACAAUGGCAUACUUACUGUAAGUUAGUCUGAUGAUUUCCAGGUGCCCUUGUGUAUAUGUUUUCGAGCAAAGAUUUCAAAUUUUUGCGUUUUGCAUUUUUGUGCUGAUUUCAAAUUCAUUGCACUUUACAGACCAUGUAAAAAACAAUUAGGUAUAGCUGGACGAUGUGCAAUUUAAAAAAUUAUAUUUUGUAUACUGUAUGUAAUAAAACUUAUUUUUAAACAAAAAA
This is a messenger RNA of Diabrotica virgifera virgifera (western corn rootworm), 6873 nucleotides long. RefSeq names its product receptor-type tyrosine-protein phosphatase eta. Gene Ontology annotation, molecular function: protein binding; protein tyrosine phosphatase activity. The coding region runs from base 270 to 5309 and encodes 1679 amino acids. The record is from RefSeq and is a predicted model, not a curated record. Gene Ontology annotation, biological process: protein dephosphorylation. The transcript has 19 exons. NCBI's taxonomy places the organism in Eukaryota, Metazoa, Arthropoda, Insecta, Coleoptera, Chrysomelidae.